AUGAUUGCAGCUGCGAAAUUGGUCAUUAUUGGGACGAAGGGGAUGGAGCAGACGACCAGCCUUAUUCGACACCAAAUAUCAUCCCUUCUUUUGGCUCAUCAACCGUGCGAAGUGUUCCCCAAGGUCGAACGCGAUGCACUACGAGCAAUCGAGGCCGGCCGCGACGUCUUCAUCUUGCCAGCCGAGAAGAGGCACUCUGUCGUCGUAUUAGACAGAACAAACUACCUCCAAAACGCCAAAAAUGUACUGGAGGAUCGUUAG
Molecule: messenger RNA, 261 nt
Organism: Dibothriocephalus latus
Lineage: Eukaryota; Metazoa; Platyhelminthes; Cestoda; Diphyllobothriidea; Diphyllobothriidae
Source: the annotation of a GenBank genome assembly